This is a messenger RNA of Eimeria acervulina, 1287 nucleotides long. RefSeq names its product vacuolar sorting ATPase Vps4, putative. Gene Ontology annotation, molecular function: ATP hydrolysis activity; ATP binding. The record is from RefSeq and is a predicted model, not a curated record. Bases 1 to 1287 code for a protein of 428 amino acids. Gene Ontology annotation, biological process: endosomal transport; vacuole organization. The transcript has 11 exons. Lineage: Eukaryota; Apicomplexa; Conoidasida; Eucoccidiorida; Eimeriidae.
AUGGAAUUCGGGCUUUCAGAUGAGCGCCUGCGGACGGCCAUUCGCCUCAGCAACGAGGCAGCCGCUAAGGACUCAGCGGGGCAUCUCCCGGAGGCAUUCGAGCUGUACAAACGGGCCCUAGAGAACUGGAGGGUCGUCUGCAAAUUUCAGCAGAACCCAACGCUGAGGGAGCGGCUGUACAGGCGGAUGGACGACUACAUAACUCGGGCAGAGCAGCUAAAGCAGCUUCUUCGUCAGAGCUCAGCUUCACAUUUGCGGCAGCGUUUGCUUCUCUACACACCCUCUCCCCCAAAGCCUCUGGGCCGCAAUUCAAUUCAUGCGGCCGUCACUCCUCCUUCCCGCUCCCCAGCCUCCCCUUCUUUUCAUAACACGCCUGCCAAUGCCUCAGCGGCAGACUGCACAGUUACCACCGUCAAGUCAGAUGCGGAUGCUGCGGAGGGGGAACGCAUAAAACAGAAACUGGCGCAUGCCAUUCUCACGGAAAAACCGAACUUCAGAUGGUCAGACGUUGCGGGGCUGGAGUCGGCGAAAGAGGCGCUGCAAGAAGCCAUCAUUCUCCCAUCUCGCUUUCCUAGCCUGUUUACUGGGAAGACGUUUCUGGCGAAGGCUCUUGCAGCAGAGGCUGAUGCAACGAUCCUCUCGGUGUCGGCGGCGGAUCUGGUGAGCAAGUGGCAAGGGGAGAGCGAGAACCGUAAUAGCAACUUGGUGAUUGCCUUGUGCUUUCCGCUGAAGUUUUCAAAUCUUUGCAGACUGGUUCGCUCGCUAUUUGAGCUGGCGCGGGAGCGGAGGCCUUCCAUCAUAUUUAUAGAUGAGAUCGACUCCAUGUGUGGAGCUCGCUCGGAAAGCGACAGCGAAUCCUCCCGACGCAUGAAAACGGAGUUUCUUAUCCAGAUGCAAGGCAUCAACUUCGAUUUAAGCGAAGUCCUCGUUCUGGGGGCAACGGCUAGAGAACAAUUGCUUAGAUCUGGCCUGGGCGGCACUCCCCACCACCUCAAGGACGCCGACUUCCGCCAUCUUGCGAUAGAGCUCGAAGGGUUUAGCGGCUCGGAUAUCUCGGUGCUUGUUCGGGAUGCAUUAUUUGAGCCAAUUAGGAGGUGUCGCACGGCGACGGCUUUCAAACAAGUGAUGGUUGAUGGGCGGGCCUUCUAUGUGCCGUGUCGUCCGGAUGACUCCGACCCAACUACGCGAAGAAUGACUUUGAUGUCCGUCCCGUCUGACAGACUGUUGCCGCCAGAAGUGACAAUGGUGGGUGCCAAACGCUGCACGUACUGCAAGCUCUGCUUUUGA